UUUUAUUUUUUAUUUUAUGUUCUUUAUUGUUGUUGAAUAGUACAUUUUGGGCCGUUUUUCACUAAUACAAUUUACCGUCACAUGUACCAGUAGCAGCAGAAUUGGAUUGGACAAGCGGAAAUAAAUUUGGGCUUCUCGUUCUGUCAUAUUUUACUCUUCGCAAAACACUUGAAAGCAUAAUUCGGUGUUCAACGGCGUGCGCUUAGACCGGUCGGCAAUUUUCACCACAAAAAUGCAAUCAUUAGUGAACGUUUUCAACAGCAAAACUUUUAAACUGUGUGCUGCCAGCGGUUUGCUAUUUCUGUCGUCGGAAAUUGUUUACGAGCUGUACCUGUGGUUCCAAAAAUUGCCAAAGCCCAAUCCCCGGCCAUGCGAGGUGUACUUCAUCAACAGACGCAAACUGAUGCAUCCUUUGCCGAGCCCGCAAACACUCCUUUUCGAGCAUAUUCAGCGCAUCAUCAGCUAUAUUGAUCGAGCGGAAAAAUCCAUCUGUCUGGCUAUGUACAUCUUUACCGUGCGGGAGAUCAGUGAAGCGGUCAUACGGGCGAAGAAACGUUCGGUAGUAGUGCGAGUUGUUACGUGUGAAUCAAUGGUUAUGAAUGAAGGUUCCUAUCUGCGUGAUCUGAUCGAUGAAGAUAUAAAGGUACAAUACAAGAUAAAAUCCGAGUACCUUAUGCAUCACAAGUAUUGUCUGCUUGAUACCGAAUGGUAUUGUGCCAAUUGUCUGAUUGCAUACCACAUCGCAGAGUAUGGAGAGCCAUCCAAAUACAUGCAACACACCUUGUUCGACAAAGCCGUCUUAAGCAAUAAGGCUGGUUUGAUUGACCGAUUCGGUACCUCUUGUCCACGGUGCAACCCGAAUCUGCGGGUAAAAAACCAGCAAACCACACAGCGAAAGGGCUACGAUCCACUGCCCAAGCAUGGAAUGCUAAUCGCUGGUUCCAGCAAUUGGACAUCACCCGGUUUGGUUACGCACUGGGACAACAUAACGUAUUGCUCCUUAACCGAUAUGAUAGACCCAUUUACGGCAGAAUUUCAAAGAAUGUGGUACGAAUUGAGUGAUUCCUUGGAUAAAACACUGUUGAAAGAACCACUAUACAGGAACAGAAUCAUAAAAUGAACUCAGCUAGGUGCUUUAAGCACACGUUGGAACGAAAUUGCAUGCCAAGGCGUAUUAAAUUGCCUUCCUGGUGCUUUAAGCACAUGAAAUACUAUAAAAGGCGAAAUAAAACUUAA
This is a messenger RNA of Anopheles moucheti, 1236 nucleotides long. RefSeq lists its product as uncharacterized. Bases 233 to 1120 code for a protein of 295 amino acids. The record is from RefSeq and is a predicted model, not a curated record. Gene Ontology annotation, cellular component: mitochondrion. Lineage: Eukaryota; Metazoa; Arthropoda; Insecta; Diptera; Culicidae. The transcript is spliced from 2 exons. Gene Ontology annotation, biological process: piRNA processing. Gene Ontology annotation, molecular function: RNA endonuclease activity producing 5'-phosphomonoesters, hydrolytic mechanism.